GCUCCUUUAACUCAGUGUUAGGGCGGGGCGCGUUUCCGCGCCUUUCUUUCUCCCUAGGAGCGAUUGGCUCUAGUAGAACCCGAGGGCGGGACGAGUUACCUCGGGGUUCGGUGCCGCAGCUGACGCCGCCGCUGGAACUGAGAGAUGCGGUCUCGGCGUUGCUACGCGGAAGGUUCCUGAGACGCGCCGGGAAGAGGGGGAGUCUCAGAGGCCUGAUCAUGCUGUUACCGUCCGACGUUGCCCGACUAGUCUUGGGCUAUUUACAACAAGAAAACCUUAUCUCUACCUGCCAAACUUUCAUUUUAGAAAGUUCAAAUUUAAAGGAAUAUGCAGAACAUUGUACAGAUGAAGGUUUUAUUCCAGCCUGCUUACUGUCUUUAUUUGGAAAAAAUUUAACUACAAUUUUGAAUGAAUACGUAGCUAUGAAAGCAAAAGAAACAACAAAUGAUGUCCCAGCAAUGAUGUCAUCUCUAUGGAAGAAAUUAGAUCAUACCCUUUCUCAGAUCAGGAGCAUGCAGAGUUCCCCAGGGUUUGCUGCUAAUCAAAGAGCACGUACAAGAAGUGGAAUUGCAGAGAUAAAACGACAAAGAAAGCUUGCAUCUCAGGUAGUUCCCAUCACUUCGGAACUCUCAUCUCUACCUUAUCAGACGGGACAGUAUACGUCUGCUCCUUUGGCAGCCACACAAGUCAUCAGACCAAUGACAACCCAAAAUACAACCCAAUUUAGAACAAAUUCUGCUUUUGUUCCACAGCCUCCUGACAGCAUUACCACUACAGAUUCUUUACAUAUAGUAGUUCCUGUUCCUCAAGAACGGAAAAUUCAUUCUAGCUUAAUGUCUCCUGGAAGACGAAAAAGUGAAUCUCAAAGGAAAAACAUCACAUUUUCUGGACCUCAGACCACAAUUCGAAAUUUUCAGGAUCCAAAUGCAUUUACAGUAGAAAAACAAAUGGUUAUUGAAAAUGCCAGAGAAAAAAUACUAAGCAACAAAUCUCUACAAGAGAAACUUGCAGAAAAUAUUAACAAAUUCUUGAUUAGUGACAGUAACAUUGCUCAAGUACCGAAGCAAGCAGAUAGCAAUCCUACUGAACAAGAGACUUCAAUUGAUGAUAUCCUGGGACUUCAGAGUGAAAUCCACAUGUCUGAAGAAGCUAUACAGGAUAUCUUGGAGCAAACAGAAUCAGACCCAGCAUUUCAGGCCCUUUUUGACCUAUUUGAUUAUGGUAAAGCAAAGAAUAGUAAGAAUGUAUCACAAGACAUUUCUGGUCAGCAUUUGGAAGCCAAUCAGAAUGUCCUAGUAGAAGAAACUAAUUUAGCAGUUGGAAACACUUUUGGAAAUGAAGAAUCCAAUGAUCACUCAGUAGAGCCUGCAUUUUGUACUGACUAUCAAACUGAAGAAGCAUCAUGUGCCUUGAAGGAUGGCAAUGGUGAUGAUCAUCUUAAGAAACAAGAAACUCAAGAACAGUGUGCCCCAAUGGAAUCUACCCUACAGAAAGAAACAUUUAAAGCACCCUCAUGUGUUGUUCCUGAACAAAGGUGUAAUCUUGAAAUCACCUUUGAAUCUGUGCCUAAUCUGAAUGACUUUAACCAAAGAGGAAAUUCUGAUCCUGAAUGCACUGAGCAGUGUACAGAAAUGUACACAGAUCAGCUGUCUAAUGAAAAUGAAAUUACUAUGGAAAUUGAAAAAGACUCUUCAUUGUCUAAUAUCCCAAACACACCUGAUCAGUCUGAUAUGCCUCUGGCUCCAUUUGCUUCCCUUGAUGGAGUAGCAGAAAACAACAUAAACUUAACAAACCAUGGAAAAAAUUCAAACCAUUUUUUACCAAGUAUUCAAUUAACUGGAAAAUCAUCUCAAAAUACCCAGUCUUGUGGAAGUCCCGGUGAUUCUUUAAAACUUAAAACUAUUUUUCAUAGCUCCAAGUCACCAGAUUGUAGUGAAAUUCAACAGAAUAAAAUUGAAACAAAUGAUAUUUUGCCCACUGCAUCACAUCAGCCUUCUGACUGCCAAAAUGAUUCUUCAGACCAAAGUAAGGUCUUACCUGUCUCUGUUCACAGUUCAAGUUUAAAUUUGUCUGAUCAACAUAAAAUAGAGGGCCCUCUUCAAGAAUCUGUCACUUCCAACAAACAAUCUAAUAGCCAAUCUUUUGUGAACCCACAUCAUUUAGAAAAUAAAGGUUUACCAUCAGAGUCUUCUAACUCAGAGGAAAUAGCAUUGGAAUCACAAGAGCCCUCAUCCUCUGUAAAAGAAGUUGGGAGUGCUGGUUUUAUGUCCCCUAGCAAAAGUGUUGAAUGUAGAGAAAUUGAAAUGAUGCCCACUGAGAGUAAUCCUACAGAAUAUAGUCAUUCUAUUCCUUCAGAAUCCCUAUGUUCUUCGGUGGAAGAGAUCAAUACUGAACCUCAAAGUACUAGUGAAUAUGAACAUUCUAGAGAUCCCUCAACAGAAGUAGAUCCAUCAAGUAUUGUAUCACUCAAAAUUAUCAUCAGUGAUGACCCAUUUGUCUCAACAGAUACAGAGCUAAACAAUGCUGUUUCCAGCAUCACUGGAGAAAAUUUGCCAACUGUGAUCUUAUCUUCUCCAGCAAAAUCACCGGUCAAAAAUUUAGGAUUAGUUAAAUGUUUGACUUCAGAAGAAACUUCAAAUACUGUUUUAUCUGCUGAAAAAGUAGGGGACUCAACCUUGGUAGAACAAAACCUUUUAGUGCUCAAAUCAAAAGACUCUGUAACAAACAACAUACAGAAUGAUGACUGCAGUGCCUUUUCAGCAGCUGUCACACCAAGUGUUUCUCAGGAUGGAGGAUUUAUACAGCUCAUGCCAGCAACAAGCACAACUUUUGGCAAUUCCAAUAAUAUCCUGAUAGCUACCUGUGUGACUGAUCCAACAGCCUUGGGAACAGCUGUAACUCAGUCUAAUGUUGUAGUGUUGCCUAACAAUUCUACACCCAUAGCUGCUCAGCCACCACCACCACAGCAGUUACAGACUCCCCCAAGAUCAAACAGUGUGUUUGCCGUGAACCAGGCAGUAUCACCUAACUUUUCACAAGGAUCUGCCAUUAUAAUUGCCUCUCCAGUUCAGCCUGUGCUCCAGGGAAUGGUGGGAAUGAUUCCUGUAUCAGUAGUAGGACAAAAUGGAAAUACUUUCCCAGCUCCUCCCAGACAGGUCCUGCAUAUGCCUUUAGCAGCACCUGUCUGCAGCAGAAGUGUUCCUAAACUCCCCAUUCCUCCAAAAUCUCAAAAGGUCCAGGGAACAAGGAACAAGCCUAGUACAGUUACAGGAAAAUUGACAACCAGCGUGGGGGAUUCAUUAAGCCAUUCAGUUGGUUUUCAUACCCACAGAACUCUAAUUCCUGAAAAGAAUCUGACUGCUGAACUUGGGAAGAAAUUAGAAGACACCACAGUUCCCCUUUCAACAGAGAGUACAGCCUCUACUGGCAAACCACAUGAAAGUCACAGGCGUGUGCUCUGUUUUGAUACUUCUCCUGGAGUCAACACCCAAGGGUCUAAUACCAAAACACUGACUCAAAACAAAGAAAGGAAUGAAAUUCCCUUUGUUGCCAUGGACCCUCCUACUGUCAAAAAAGAGAGAGAGAAACCUUCUGGGCCUAAGAUUUUAUCACAGUCAGAAACUGCCAGCAGUAGAAACACAGCUGCAAAAGAAAUCCAACCUGAAAAGAAGAAUUCACUGGCUGGACUACCUCUUGAUUCUUUUCAUAAAGCAACAGCUAAUAAGGAGAAUGAGCUGCAAAGGGAUGUAGAAAAGCAGAAGAAUCAGGAAGCCAACAAACUGUCAAACGGUCAUCAAAAUGGUCCUCUAUGGAAUGAGAAAACUGCUGUCUCCGUUCAAGAACUGUCCAAAAAACAGGGACCCUCUUCAAACAGUAAAAACACUGUUGCAAUAGGAACAGCUUCAAAGGAGCCAAAACGAGAACCGACUAAAUCUGCCAGCCCUCUAACCAAACACAGUAUGGAAAAAUUACAUGGCCCAACAAAUAGACUCCCCAGUAGUGGGGAUUUAUCUGUGCCUCGGACACUGGGAUCAGGAACUGGUGAGAAACAUAAAGAAGAACCCUGUGACAACAUCCAGGCUCCCACUAAUAGACGUUACAGUGAUGAGAAUGGCACUCCCAAAAGCAUGGUCCCUCCUGCCACUCCAGACUUACCAGCCUGUAGCCCUGCCAGUGAAACAGGGAGUGAAAAUAGUGUAAACAUGGCAGCCCAUACCUUAAUGAUUCUGUCACGGGCUGCUAUCUCAAGGACUACUUCAAAACCACUCAAAGAUAAUACCCAACAAUUUAGGUCUUCAAGGAGUGCCACAAAAAAAAGGAAGCUAGAAGAUUUAGAUGAGCGUGACCGAACUGCCCGUUCUUCCAAUAAAAAUCUUCCAAAUUCAACAGUUCCAGUAAAAAAGAAGAAAAUUAAGAAAAAGAAGCUACCUAAUUCGUUUCCUGCAGGAAUGGAUGUGGACAAGUUUUUGUUGUCUUUGCAUUAUGAUGAAUAAGACCUCUAAAUUAUUAAGAACGUUAGCAUUUUAAGACUGGUGCCCAUUUUACUAUGAGUAAGAAAAAAACAGAAUCUGAGAGCAUGAACUGCACUUUCAGUGCACUGAAGUUACACUUUAUAUAUAGCUGAAUCAUGCUGUUUCUAAAGCAGCUUGCUAGUUUGUAAAUAGAAUUGAGUUAGUAUAUUUUUAUUUUGGAAAAAGCACUUGCAGAAAUAUAAAGCCAUUAAUCUGCAAAACUGUACAGCUACAACAAUUACAUAUUGUAAAUACUAUGUGAAUUGUAUUGAAAUUGAAUUUCAAUUAACUAAAUUGUCUGACAGAUUUUUUUAAUUACUAGCCGAUUCCCAAUUCAACAGAAUAUUUGUCAUUUAGAAUAGUUUCAUUUAAUUCUUUGAAAAAAGUGAUUGUUUAUAGUCAAUCUAAAAGCAUUUCUAAGACUUGGCCAUUAAACGAAUUAAAGGUAAGGCCUUAUAAUAAGUUAAAGAGUUUGAUAGGAUUUUUUUUAAGUGUUUCUCUACCCUUCCUUUUUAUCACGGUAAAGGUUGUAUUCCUGAUUAUUUUUCUAGGUAAUUAAAAAAAACCAGGGGGAAACAAGAGCUUUAAAUAUCCCUUAUGGGUGUCAUUCUGGUCUAUUAUAAGUUAAGAGGAAGAAUUUUAUAAGAUAUUUAAUAAGUGUUUUGAUCUGUUGUGUGUAGGGAUUUUUACAAAACCUUAAAUGGUUAGACUAUUGAGCCAUAUAAAGUUUGCUUUUUUUGUAGUUGAAAUUUCCCAAACAUGUACAUAUCUCCCCCACCCCCCUUGCUCACAGAAAUACUGGGGCUUUUUAAAAAUUGCACUAAUUCAAAAAAGUCUUCAAUCUAGUGGCCAAAUCUCAUUUAUUUAAAUCUUAUAUCCAAUAUUGAGAACUUGUGUGUUGAGAUUUAUUUCCUAGCAUUUAUCUUAGAGAAUCACAUCCAUUUAGAUAUUUUCUAAGAUCUAUAGAUAAAAAAUAACUAUUGUACUACUAUUUUUUUUCUUUUUCCUUAAGCUGUUUCAGUGGUAGAUGUCUACGUACGUAGAUAUAUCCACGGGUCAUUUCAAUGAUGUUUUGUCUCCAUGCCUUCCUAGUUCUAGAGAGAGAGCAUUAGAGAGCUAUCUUCCUCAUUUGUAAUAUAACCUGUCAAGUUUAAGGGUCAAUUUAAGCCUUUACCUGAGAACAAAAUCUUAAUUAAGCAUUUAACCUACUGUGCCUGGAUAUGACUGAUGUAAAGUGCAUUCUCUAAAGUGCUUCCUAUUGUGCUUCUACUUAAACAUGUAGAUUCCCCCCCCCCCUCCCCCUUACAGGGUUGUCCAAUAUUGACAUUAAUGCAGCUUUCUCAACUAUGUUCUUUAUUGAGCCAUAAAAAUCCAUUCUCUAUCUGCUAACUACUUUCAGAGUUUUUUCACUGGCACUAAUUGCUUUGUCAUAUUCAACUUUACUUCAGACUUUUGUGUUGUAAAAAAAUUUGUUUGAUGUGGCAGUGGUAAUCUGAAGAUUCCUAAGGAACUAAUAAAUAUUAUGCAGUUAUUGUUUAUAUAAGCUCUACUUGAUACUGCAUUACCGUUAGGUUUAAAUAAAUAUUUUGGUUAACUUCAAAAA
Molecule: messenger RNA, 6114 nt
Organism: Monodelphis domestica (gray short-tailed opossum)
Lineage: Eukaryota; Metazoa; Chordata; Mammalia; Didelphimorphia; Didelphidae
Gene: NPAT
Product: nuclear protein, coactivator of histone transcription
Cellular component (GO): nucleus
Molecular function (GO): protein binding; transcription coregulator activity
Source: RefSeq, a predicted model, not a curated record